GAGAUUUGAGAAAAGACAUCGAAAAAUUCAAAGACGUUAGAGAAGAAUAAUUAAACUAUGAUAUGAUAUACAGAAAAGGUAACAGCAACAAGCAUUCCUCAUUCCUACUGUCAUGCACUUUCUCUCUCUUCACAUUAGGGUUUCUCUCUCAUCAUUCACACACGCAGAUUCAGAUUCCCAUCUACUCCAUUCAUUCUCUUCAUCCAUAACUCAAUUCUCAACUCGCUGAGUUUAACUCGCCUUCUCCAAGUUAUUCAGUUAAUCGCAAAAACCACAUUUUGAUGAUUCCUAUGAAAAAUAGCCCCAAAUAAGGAAAAAAACCCAAUCUUUAAAUCAGUUGAUAAUUGUUGUUAUUUAUCUAGUUUUAGUGUUUUUAAUGGCUUCUGCUUCUGGUUCUGUUGGCUGUGAUAGUGAUAGUAGAAUUGAGAAUUUGAUUUGUGCUACUAAAUCAUUGAAAUUUAGCUUAGAGAAAUCAAAGGUUGUUGGGUUAGCAUUAGAGAAAGCAGGGCCAAGGUUAGAUGAGAUUAGGGUAAGGUUGCCUUGGCUUGAAUCUGCGGUUCGGCCGAUUCGAGCUGAGAAGGAUGCUCUUGUGGCGGUUGGAGGGCACAUUAAUAGGGCUGUUGGUCCUGCGGCUGCUGUCUUGAAGGUUUUUGAUGCGGUUCAUGGGCUUGAGAAGUCUUUGUUGUCCGAUCCGCGGAUUGAUCUACCGGGUUACUUGUCUGUUUUGAAGCGUCUUGAGGAGGCGUUGAGGUUCUUGGGAGACAAUUGUGGGUUGGCUAUUCAAUGGUUGGAUGAUAUAGUUGAGUAUUUAGAAGAUAAUUCGGUUGCGGAUCAGGUUUAUCUUAAGAAUUUGAAGAAGGAGUUGGAGAGUCUUAAGGAAUCGCAGAAUGGUGAUUUGGACGGUGGUUUGUUAGAUGCUGCUUUGGAUAAGUUGGAGAAUGAGUUCAAGUUGCUAUUAACUGAAAACAGUGUGCCGCUUCCUAUGUCGUCGAAUUCUCUUGGCGAUCAGCCUUGCAUUGCGCCUUCGCCUUUGCCUGUUUCGGUGGUUCACAAAUUGCAGGCUAUUCUUGGUAGGUUGAGGGCUAAUGAUAGACUUGACAAAUGUGUUUCGAUUUAUGUUGAAGCUAGAAGUUCUAAUGUUAGGGCAAGUUUGCAGGCACUGAAUUUGGAUUACCUUGAGAUCUCGGUGUCAGAGUUCAAUGAUGUGCAGAGCAUAGAGGUGUAUAUAGCUCAGUGGGGAAAGCAUUUGGAAUUUGCGGUGAAGCAUUUGUUUGAGGCUGAGUAUAAGCUUUGUAAUGAUGUGUUCGAGAGGCUUGGACUCGAUGUGUGGAUGGGUUGCUUUUCAAAGAUAGCUGCACAGGCUGGUAUACUUGCAUUUCUUCAGUUUGGGAAGACCGUUACGGAAAGUAAGAAAGAUCCCAUUAAGCUUUUGAAGUUGUUGGAUAUUUUUGCGUCGUUGAACAAAUUGAGGCUGGAUUUCAACCGUCUUUUCGGGGGAGAUGCGUGCGUCGAAAUCCAAAAUUUGACAAGGGAACUUAUCAAAAGUGUGAUCGAUGGCGCCGCGGAAAUUUUCUGGGAACUUCUGGUUCAGGUAGAGUUACAGAGACAGAGUCCUCCCCCUCCAGAUGGCAAUGUUCCUCGAUUGGUGAGCUUUAUCACCGAUUACAGCAAUAAACUGUUGGGGGAUGACUACAAGCCUAUACUGACCCAAGUUCUGAUCAUUCACCGAAGUUGGAAGCGUCAAAGUUUUCAGGAGAAGCUUCUUGUUAAUGAGAUUUUGAACAUAUUGAAAGCCAUUGAAUUAAAUUUGGAUGCAUGGAUAAAGGCUUACGACGAUCCUAUGUUGUCCAACUUUUUUGCCAUGAACAAUCACUGGCAUCUGUUCAAGCAUUUGAAAGGGACGAAACUCGGGGAUCUUUUAGGAGAUUCUUGGUUAAAGGAACACGAACAAUAUAAGGACUAUUACUCGACAAUAUUCUUGCGAGAUAGCUGGGGAAAGCUCCCUGGACAUUUGAGUAGAGAAGGGCUGAUUCUUUUCUCGGGAGGGCGUGCUACUGCUCGCGAUCUGGUCAAGAAAAGAUUGAAAAAGUUCAACGAAGUUUUCGACGACAUGUAUUCCAAGCAAUCAGGUUGGAUCAUGGUCGAGCGAGAUCUGAGAGAGAAGACAUGUCAGCUUAUAGUGCAAGCUGUAGUGCCUGUUUACCGGAGUUACAUGCAGAACUACGGUCCCUUGGUCGAGCAAGAAGCCAGUUCCAAUAAAUACGCAAAAUACACAGUCCAGAAGCUUGAAGAAAUGCUUCUGUGUCUUUACCGGCCGAAGCCUGCAAGACACGGCAGCUUGAGAAGUCCGCAGCUUAGUGGAAAGUACGGCAACGGAAUACCAGAUCUUCGUCGUACAGCAUCUGCAGUAGUGUAGUUUCCUACUCUUAUGGACGGUUACUGUAUAUAAUUUUUCAUUGGAGCUCAGCAAUGCAUGAGAUAGGCUUGGCUUAGAUUCUGAGAAGGAAAGUUAUUCCAUGAAAAUGAAAUUUUGUAUCUUCCUCUAAAAGGGGUUUCUGUAAAAGAUGUGCAAUAUCUUAAGAGUACCUUAGCCUAGGUGUUAUGAUCCUUUGGUCAAUAAAUGUGAACCUUUCAAUGAGGUUCUUUAGUCAUACUUCUUGCUAAGGUAAAUUAAUUAUUAUUUUUUUAUCCAUCUUCAUCAUUGUGUAUUCAGUUUGUAGAAGGAUGAUUGUACUAUGCAGAUUUAAUGUACAAUUUUUUUUAGUAUACAUGAAUUUAUAAGCUUCAAUGUUCA
Messenger RNA from Lathyrus oleraceus (garden pea), 2794 nucleotides. Its product is annotated as exocyst complex component EXO70A1. The record is from RefSeq and is a predicted model, not a curated record. The transcript is spliced from 2 exons. Gene Ontology annotation, cellular component: exocyst. Gene Ontology annotation, biological process: exocytosis. The coding region runs from base 377 to 2416 and encodes 679 amino acids. NCBI's taxonomy places the organism in Eukaryota, Viridiplantae, Streptophyta, Magnoliopsida, Fabales, Fabaceae. Gene Ontology annotation, molecular function: phosphatidylinositol-4,5-bisphosphate binding.